AUGCCCCCCUUCUGGAGCUCGAAAAAGAGCAAGAAGCUUGAAGUUGAUACGCAUUCGCAUUCGGGAGGGUCGAUAUCCAAGUCUCCUUCACCCGCCCCAGAGGCGUCUGGACUUCGCACCCAAUUCCCGACAUAUGCCUCGUCUGCUACGAAGAUCCGACUCUCAGUCCUUGCCACAGCGUUGGUCGACGCUCUCGGCGCUCCCCCGGAAUUCCACAAGCGUUUCGAGUAUCCAUUCGUGACCUCCAUGCUUCCGAACGGCAACUUCAAUCUACCACCAGGCGUCUGGACAGACGACACCUCCAUGAUGCUCUGCCUCGCCAACUCUAUCUCGACAUUCAAAGAAACAGCCGAUUCUCCCUACACCGGUGGAUUUGACGAAGUUCACCAACUCGAGUUCUACAAUCGUUGGCAUAAGGAGGGCUACCUUUCGGCUGUCGGGCGCUGCUUCGACAUUGGGAACACCGUUAAGCGCGCGCUACAGAUCUUCGGCCAGUACUCCAACCCUGAAGAAGCGCUCCUCCGCAUCCGGAGUGAUUUGGGGGGCGAAUCGACAUCGGGGAACGGAAGCUUGAUGCGCAUCAUCCCCAUCGGUUUGGUCUACUGGCGGGACGAAUCCCAAGCGAAGUCAUACGCGAGGCGGAGCAGCCAGGCUACUCAUCCGAGUAUAAUGUGCGUCGAGGCAUGCGAGAUGUGGACGGGCUUGAUAUCUCUCAUCAUGGAGGAGAUGAACGACCCACGGCCGGCGUCCGAGCGCGAUCCUAACACCCAGUUCUCGAAGCUCAACCUGCUCGAAUAUAUUUCGAACUUCCCGUUCACCGACAACAAACUUCACGAGGCGCUGACACUGCCAUUCGGUGUGCCAUUAAGGCCAGAAGGGAGAGCAGAGCGCGAGCAGUGGUAUUGGCGGCACCAUCCGCUCCUCCGCCUCAUCCAGGAGACACAAUUACCAGCGAACAUUAAGGAGCCGAGGUUCCCUUAUGCAAUCCCUCCUAUCGAUCGACUCCCGUCGUCGGGGUAUGUCUUGCACACUUCCGUUGCGGCUCUUUACUGCUUCUUCGCUACAAGGACUUUCGAGGAGGGUGCCCUGAUGGCAGUGAAUCUCGGAGACGACGCGGACACGGUCGGAGCUGUUUACGCAGGCCUCGCUGCUUGCUGGUACGCUGGCGAAGAGGGAAAGGCGGAGGAGGUGUUCUGGACGAAACGGGUGAGGGAGUGGAGGAAGGCCUUGAUUAAACGAGAACUAGUGGAACGGGUAGCUGAAAACCUCGUUGCAUGGGAGCGAAAGCAAGAGGACAUGUAA
Molecule: messenger RNA, 1302 nt
Organism: Cyclocybe aegerita
Lineage: Eukaryota; Fungi; Basidiomycota; Agaricomycetes; Agaricales; Hemipholiotaceae
Source: the annotation of a GenBank genome assembly